AUGGAUCAGAGAAGCAAAAGAUAUUUUAUUAUAGUUUUAGCAUUACUUUCAAUUUGGUCUUUUUCUGUGCUCAUAGCAGUCUCAACUCUUCCAAGUGAAUCUUCUCCCUCAUUCAGAGUCGAAGCUAUCCCAUUCCAUGGCGAGAACUCAUUCUCUUACCCUCAUCCCGAGCCAAACUCUUAUUGUGACGACUGAAAGCUUUCAUCUCAAAAAACAGUUUGGGUAGAUCGCAGAAAUGCCUAUUCUGCUACCAAAAUAGAAAGUUUUGGCUGGGACAUGCUUCAAUCCAAGAAAUCUGGGAAUGCUUUGCAAUUUGCUUCAAUUAGCAAGCCAGAAUAUCAUAAUACCAGAUGGGCCAAAAUUUUUUUACAAUCAGACCAAGAAAACAAUGAAGCACUAUUUUUAAUCCCAAAAAAUGCAAAUUUCAUAUUCACAAGGAUGUACCACUAUAAAAAUGCUUUAUCUGAUAAUAUACAGACAGCAAGAUUAGGAGUAGAUUAUGCUUGUCCAGGACAAAUCCUCAACCAUAUUCCUGGUGCAAGUGCAUUUUGCAGGAAAGAUUUUUUGCAGAGAUAUUUGCUGGACUACAAUAAAAGGCUUCAAAAAGAAGGGUUAUCACAUUGUUUUAGAGGGUAUUUAACACCAAAAUCAUAUAUUUUGGGAGAGCCAGAUCAUUGUAAUGCAUUUAUUGAUGAGCUAGAAGCUCAGCUAAACAAUUAUAAUAGCUCAAACAUGCCUAUUGAGUGGAUAACAAAAAGCUCAUUAAGGCACAAAGGCUAUGGAAUCGAACUUAUAGAUUACAAGAGGGCUCAAUAUUACUAUAACUUAUAUAGGAAAAACGAAGAAGAAGAUUUAAACUGCAAUAGGGUGCUAGAUGCUCAUAAAUCAUUAAUCGCACAAAAGUAUAUUUCUAAUCCUGCACUUGUAAGCUCUAUAUAGAUUGAAGGACGAAAAUUUGAUUUUAGGGUAUUUGCAAUGGUCAUUAAUUCUGAUCCAUUAGUCGCCCUAUGGGCGCCUGAAAAUGGCCACACAAGACUAUCAGAUCAAGAGUUUGAUAAGCUUUCCACAAACUUCACAACACAUAUUACAGCUAAUGUUGCAAACCAAAAUCCAGACUCAGUGGAUUUUCUCAAGAAAUAUCGCUUCAAUUUAAGAGAAAUUGCAAAUUAUUAUAAAGAUCAGUUAAAAGACCACGAAAAAUGGCUCACAGAUGUCGCAUUUCCCCAAGUUAAGCAAAUCUUGAUACAUAUGCUCAGAGCAACUCAACAAAAUUUUUUGAUAAAAAGAAUUGGAUUUUUGGAAUUUUAUGGGAUUGAUUUUAUAUUAGACGACACACUACAAAAUAUUUAUUUAUUGGAAUCAAAUAGAAGACCUGACGUCCAAGAAAAAAACCCAGAUUUACAGUAUAGGGAAGAUAUGCUUUUACAAGAUUUUUCUGCAGUUGCGGAAUAUUUUUUGAAAACUGGAGUAAGUUCGAUAAAUACUGAAGAAAUAUAUAAAAAAUUAAAAGCAUUCAAGCCUUUAGUUGAUGAAACCAGAUUUGAUCCAUAUUUUGGGCUGCUAUCUGAAGAAUGCAGGGUAACUUUUAAAGAGUUUAAUGAAGACUUACCUAUAGAUCCCAUGAUAGAGCCGCUGAAGUAUUAUGUUGGAAAUUUUAAUGCUAAGGCUAAAGUAUAA
This is a messenger RNA of Blepharisma stoltei, 1677 nucleotides long. The record is from the annotation of a GenBank genome assembly. Lineage: Eukaryota; Ciliophora; Heterotrichea; Heterotrichida; Blepharismidae.